Gasterosteus aculeatus aculeatus (three-spined stickleback) is the source of this 3275-nucleotide messenger RNA. It is a transcript of the gene bcas1, whose product is annotated as brain enriched myelin associated protein 1. The record is from RefSeq and is a predicted model, not a curated record. NCBI's taxonomy places the organism in Eukaryota, Metazoa, Chordata, Actinopteri, Perciformes, Gasterosteidae.
UUCACAGUGAGAUUACCAUGAGCUCAUUAAAGUGCACGAACCCUCUGUUGGGCUUUUUACUGCAUGAAAACAAUUGAUUACUUAAAAAACGGUCCCACCCUUUCCUAAAAGCACACGAGUGUGUAUAUAGGCUGCUACCAACAGCUCACAUACACCCUGAAUAGGAAGCACAUCUCUCUGACGGACACAAUCUUUUUUUUGAAGGAGGAUAUCGCUUGCUGGACUUACAGAAGUGCAACAAGAUCGGUCAUUGUUAUCUGUGGAGAAACAUGGGAAACGAGAACUCCAAGAACAAAGAACUGCAGAACAGGAACGGCAGGAUUCCUGAGAAGCAUAUAAAUGGAUCAGCGAACGGCCUCUCUGCGAACCUCUCAUCUAACGGCUUGGAGAUUUCUGCUAACGGUGAGGCCGCAGUCCAGAAGAAUGGCGAGUCCUCUUCUUUAAAGCGUGCGACUGAACCAAAUGAUUUUGUCGUUGUGGAAUUAGACGGUAAAGCUGCUGACGCUCCAGUUAUUUCUGAAAUCCUUGAAAUCGUCAUCCACAAGGAAGAGGUCAGGGAAAGUGAAGGAGAUCAAACGGAUGUUAGUCUCCCUGCCACCAAUCUACAGACGGAGUCAACCUCAAGUGGAGAAGAAGCAGCCGCAGCGAUGAUCGCUGUGCACCUAGACAGCGUAGAGUGUCCGCUUCGAAAAGCUGAAACAUCAACACAAACAGACGGGACAACUGAGGCAGAUAUCUCGACACAAACGUAUAAGAACGAGGAAGUCGCAACCACCGAUAACGAGGUUCCUGUUGAAGAAGCAGUCUCCAUGGAGACUGGAUCAACUGAAGAAGACCCUCUAAAUGUGUCGGCCCGCGUCAUUGUUCAGGAUGACGGGGAGUCCUCCGACAACCAGGCCGCUCGGACCAUCAAUGAGGGGGUGGUCAUGUAUGAAAAUAUGGUGUUCAGACUGGAACGGGCAGAACUUGAUGGAACUGAGUCAAACAUCACUGCAGAACCAGGUUUUAACCCAAAAGUAUCCGAGAUUGAAGAGGAAACAGUUGCAGAGGAAAAUAACAUUGGAGAAACAUCGGCAUCGGAGGUCUAUUACAGCUUUCCUAAAGUGGUGGCAGAUUGUGUUGAGGUGGUUUUUGCGGAUGCGCCUCAGUCCACCGGCUUUGCUGCUGUGGACUCGUCAGUGCUUGCAGACGGAGUAGCUACUGGAGACAAUGGCGAAGGAGCUGGACACACGUCAGUCGAUGCCGUGCAGACUGAAACCGCCAAACAUCAGUCCACUGAGGCCCGGAAAGCAAAUGCCGUUCGUUCCUCAGCCACCGCGCUGAUGGAGACAAUCUCUGAGGUUGUUUGCGAGGCACCUGAUCCCGCACCAGCAGACCACGAUGCGCCCGCAGAGCAUUCUUCUGCCCGUCUUGCAGUAGCACUUCUAGUUAAGGCAGAAUCUGCCCAUGAGGAGGUCACCGCUGAUGAUGCUGUUGCAACGGAGAUUGUACCAGAAACACCUCAACAAGCAAAACUGGACGACGAGCCCUCAGAGAAGUGCGAUAGUUGCCCUGAGCAUGACAUCAUCACUGCAGAGGCUCCCAAUAAGCCUGCCAUCAUUGAGGAGCUUCCCGUGGAACCAGAAAGAUAUGAAGAAGCAGAACCAAGUCCCGUACUUGCCAAAGACAGUGCUGAGGCAAUGUGGGAAGCGGCAAUCAAUGCCCUCUCUGAAGACUUCAGAGAAGAAUCUAGCAGCCUGCCUCGGGAGGCUGCAGCGGCCAAAGGCUUACCUCUGAUAGAGGAGGUGAUCACCGCGUCAACUUUUGCAGGCCUUCCAGGGGGCCAAGAAGCAAGCAUUGCUGUUGCAGAGGAGCUUUUUAAGAGGGUCACUGCAGAGGCUUUAUCAAAUGCAACUGAAACAGUAGCAGAAGACGCCACAAACACUGGUGAGGAGCCUGCAGAUGUGCCGCCGAUGGACGCCACGGGAGAGCCCGAGCUUUGCGUUUCGGUCCAAGAGAGACUCAGAGACGAGAACGUCGCCCCGGCAGAAGUACCAGCCAAUUCCAGGAGUUUGAGCCAUCUCGAGCGCCGACCAAAGUCCAGCGCGCAGAUCGUCGCCAUGGAGACAAUUGAAGACGGGGCUGUGAGACAGAUAAUGCAUGAAACAGAUACUUCUGCGGUGGAUGUCUCCCAGAUUACCACUUUGGAUGAGGCUAUGUCAGAGAGUUUCGACGCUGUCCUUGAGGCCAUUGUGGAAGAAAUCAUUAACGAGGACGUCUUCUCAGCUGACGGCCGCCUCGUGACUUCAGACGAGGUGUCACCAGAGGCCUUUGUAGAGGAAGACGCUGAAGAGGAUGCAGAGAAGGAAUCAAGUGUGAACUCAUCAGAUCCAACAGUGGACUCACAAAGUGUCACAAGAACAGACAUGGAAGCUUUAGCUGUUAGUUUGCAGUCGGCGUGUAAAUCAGUUGUUGAAGAAUCGACAAAUAGGCCUGGUAGUUUAAUGCUUCCUUCACUAGGAUACAGUAUCACGGUUACUGUUCAUGUGGCGCCAAAGCAGUAAAAUCCUUGUCUGAACUUUUUUGUUGAAAAUGAUUGGUCUGCCUCCAGGAUGUAAUGUGUUAAAUGAUUGAUGCGAAAGUAAUUACAACCCAAUUGUAAAAUUAUUUGUGUUUUAUCAUAACAAGCAAGUCCCUCUGUUUUUUUAUGCUUUAUUAACACUUGCUGAUUUUCCAAUAAAAUGAAAAAUGAAACCGUUCAUGAUUUUCUUCAUCAUCUGUUUGCAUUCCUUUGGUCGGUGUCAGGUGACAAAUAAUACCUACUUUCAAAAAAGUAGGGCCACUAAUGACUUUGAAAAACAAUGAAUUAGACAUUUGAACGUUAGCAGAUUCACUAAUGAUCUUUAAAUCAGAGUUGGUCAACGAUAACCCAGCAUCAAAACCCAGCAAAGGUAUUUGCGUUUCCUGACAUUCUUUUCUCCGGGCAAAACUCUCACACAUUGUUGAAUAUCAAUGAGUGAGGGGUGGGACACACGCAUUGAUAAAAGGCCGAUUGUUGACAGUGCCCCGAGUAGGCAGAGGCAUGGUUGGAAUUGUGUACUCCCAUCUCAAUGCUGCGAUUAAGACCCUCACUGCUUGCAUUAUAAGCCACGCUGCUCUAACGCAAUACUCAAAGGCUAAUUCUUUGUGAUGGUGUAUAGGAGACAGCUAAGCAAAAGCAAGGGUCAGAAUCAUUGACGGAGCCAGAGAGUGUGACUCUAGACUCUGACGAGGGAAACCAGGAGGACAAUAACCCA